GAGGCAGUUCCUUUUACUGCACAUUGCGCUACUGGAGGAAACCGUUUGGCAGUCUCCGUUUAGGGUAGUCAGCUUCCAAUAUUUCAGGAUGUUGGCUCUAAUUAAUCGUCUUUUGGACUGGUUUAAGUCCCUUUUCUGGAAGGAAGAGAUGGAGUUGACUUUAGUCGGACUUCAGUAUUCGGGGAAAACUACAUUCGUCAAUGUGAUUGCUUCGGGUCAGUUCAGUGAAGACAUGAUACCUACUGUUGGGUUCAACAUGAGGAAGGUCACAAAAGGAAAUGUAACAAUUAAGAUCUGGGAUAUAGGAGGGCAGCCACGGUUCCGAAGCAUGUGGGAGAGGUACUGCAGAGGUGUCAAUGCAAUAGUGUACAUGGUGGAUGCUGCAGACCGAGAGAAGGUGGAGGCGUCCAGGAAUGAGCUUCACAAUCUUCUAGACAAGCCUCAGUUACAAGGAAUACCUGUAUUGGUGCUUGGCAAUAAGAGAGAUCUAACCACUGCCCUGGACGAGAAAGAGCUCAUUGAGAAGAUGAAUCUGGCAGCCAUACAGGACAGAGAGAUCUGCUGCUACUCUAUUUCCUGCAAAGAGAAAGACAAUAUAGAUAUCACACUGCAGUGGCUGAUCCAGCAUUCGAAAUCACGAAGGAGCUGAGAAAAACCUGAGAAAAACAAACAAACUGCAUCUCAGCUGUUUCUGCUGCCAUGUUCUUCUCAUGCCACUUCCUGCUCACUGUGACGUACAGUUUUCCAUCCUGCACACACUCAUCUCACUGCCCCAUCUCCCAGGCUCUCGCCCAAUUCCGUCUCGCCGUGAUCUUCGUCCCUCAAGUGUUUUGUAUGUGCCCCCAGAAACCUGUGGAAUAUGCCCCUCAAGUCAAGACACCAAGAGAAUGUUAGCCAUGUGCUAGUUCAGAUAGUCCAUUUCAGGAAGCCAGUUGGUAGUCCAAAGUUGAAGCCAAAAGUGGCCCCAACUGUCUACCCCUUUGUCCUUCAGUGUACCGAAAGGUUGUGACCCUCCCCUCCAUGACCCAGUGGCAGGCUGGAUGAACCACUCGCCCAAGUUCUCUGGAUCCUAAGGGGAUGGGGCUGUGUGCAGACCAGGGGGUGGUGAAGUGGACUUGGAUGCCUCUUGUCAUGUUGUGUGUAGUCUGUUUAUGGGUAUUGCCUUUUUUGCCAAAAUGGUGUGUUUUCCCAUGAGAAAGCAAAAUGAUACAAAAAUAAUAAUAAUGACGUAAGAGCAAUGAAGUAAAUGAAACAGCCCAACUGUUGGACUAUUAAGGUUUUUAUUUAAGGUGAACAUACGCGAGUGUAAUUUGAAAGAACAGAUGUGUGAAUGUAUUAAAGGUUGAGCUGAGGGCUGCCUUUGAUAGUGAUAUUUGUGAGGUGUGAGCUUGGAUAGAGGCAGAAUUAAAAGUGCCUUGUGCAAAAUCCCUCACCUCUUCUGCUACAACCACGUACCAGGUGUGCCUACCUGGACUAAGGUUAUCACGAAGAAAAGGACAUCUUGUCUGUUCAAGAAAUAAAAAGGCAUGCUUUUAAAUGUAGCUCAUUGUACCGUUGUCAUUAUCAAAAUGCAAAAAUGAAUCCGCUUUAACUUCUGUGUAAAGUAAGUUCAGUUCAUUAAAUAGCCAAGUAUUUGGAACCCCACCAUUAUCAAUGCACUUUUGUAAAUAAAACAGUAAAUAAACAGAUUGUAGUGUAUGAAA
Messenger RNA from Clupea harengus (Atlantic herring), 1703 nucleotides. RefSeq names its product ARF like GTPase 8Ba (gene arl8ba). Gene Ontology annotation, cellular component: lysosomal membrane. Gene Ontology annotation, biological process: protein transport; anterograde axonal transport. Gene Ontology annotation, molecular function: GTPase activity; GTP binding. NCBI's taxonomy places the organism in Eukaryota, Metazoa, Chordata, Actinopteri, Clupeiformes, Clupeidae. The record is from RefSeq and is a predicted model, not a curated record.